Adineta ricciae is the source of this 270-nucleotide messenger RNA. NCBI's taxonomy places the organism in Eukaryota, Metazoa, Rotifera, Eurotatoria, Adinetida, Adinetidae. The record is from the annotation of a GenBank genome assembly.
AUGGGCAUUGGUGGACAUAAGUAUCAUUUCAAUGAAGCUCACAUUGAAAAAGAAAUGAAAGGCAUCGGUGACACGGACCCACUGACAAAAUUGAAAGAAGUUUGCGGUAAUGAACCAGCAUGCGACCACUACAAACAACGCUUACAACAAUGUACUGAUAGAGUGAAUAGUAAACCAUGGACUAAGGAAACAUGCAAUGAAGAAUUGUUAGAUUUUCUUCACUGUGUCGAUGAAUGCUGGUCACCACACAUUUUCAAAUAUUUGAAAUAA